UUCUCAGUCUGCUUCGAUUCCUUCUCUCUUAUAUGUACUGAAGAGGGGAAAAUAAGUAUAAAUAGCUUGAAGAAAAAUACAUACAUUGUACAUACAAGAUUGAAAACAGAAUGAGGGAGUAUAGUAGUGUGUGUUCUCUCAUUCUUGCUGUCUUGUUAUUGUUGCUGCCCCUAAAUGGUGUAUAUGGGGGCAACCCUUACAGAUAUUACACCUGGAAAAUCACUUAUGGUGACAUUUACCCUCUGGGUGUCAAGCAAAGGGCAAUCUUGAUAAAUGGGCAAUUCCCAGGGCCACAGAUUGAUUGUGUUACCAAUGAUAAUUUGAUUAUCAAUGUCUACAACUACCUGAAUGAGCCAUUUCUUCUUUCUUGGAAUGGAUUACAGCAAAGAAGGAAUUCAUGGCAGGAUGGGGUUUAUGGUACCACCUGUCCCAUUCCUCCUAGGAAAAACUUCACUUAUAUGCUCCAAGCGAAAGACCAGAUAGGUAGCUAUUUCUACUUCCCGUCCCUUCGAAUGCACAAGGCUGCUGGAGGAUACGGUGCCAUAAGAAUCUACAGUCGUCCUCUGAUCCCUGUCCCCUUCGCUCCUCCUGCUCGUGAUUUUACUGUAUUAGCCGGAGACUGGUCCAAGAGAAGUUACAGGCAACUUGAGUAUAUCUUGGACAGCGGUCAUAAUCUCCCCUUACCCGAUGGACUUUUAAUCAAUGGUCGUGGCUGGAACGGCUACACAUUUACAGUCGAUCCAGGUCGGACAUACAGAUUCAGAAUAUCGAAUGUUGGGAUUGCUACGUCUAUUAACUUCAGAAUCCAAGGACACAAAUUGAAGCUGGUAGAGGUUGAAGGAUCACACACCGUGCAAAGUACCUUCACCAACCUCGACAUCCAUUUAGGCCAAUCAUACUCGGUUUUAGUCACAGCAGAUCAGCAGCCGAAGGAUUACUAUGUUGUGGUUUCAUCGCGUUUCACCUCUCGUGUACUCACCACAACAGCUGUUCUCCACUACAGCAAUUCAUUUACGAGAGUCUCUGGGCCUCCCCCGACAGGGCCUACUACUCAGAUUAACUGGUCCUUGUUCCAGGGAAGAUCUCUAAGGAGGAAUCUGACUGCGAGUGGACCAAGACCGAAUCCUCAAGGCUCUUACCAUUAUGGAAUGAUAAAACCCGCUAGGACAAUCAUGCUUGCCAACUCUGCUCCUUACAUAAAUGGCAAGCAGAGGUAUGCUGUGAAUGGCAUCUCGUUUGUGAAUCCAGACACCCCUUUAAAGCUAGCAGAUUACUUCAAAAUCGGGGGAGUUUUCAACCUCGGAAGCAUCCCUGACUCACCAAGAUCGGGAUCUGCCUAUCUUGCAAGCUCGGUUAUGGAUGCUAACUACAGAUCUUUUGUGGAGAUCGUGUUCCAAAACUGGGAGGACACUGUCCAGUCAUGGCAUAUCGAUGGCUAUUCUUUCUUUGUCGUCGGAAUGGAUGGUGGACAGUGGACUGAAGCAAGCAGAACGCGUUACAACUUGAGAGACACAGUUGCCCGAUGCACUGUUCAGGUUUACCCAAGAUCAUGGACUGCUAUCUACAUGGCACUGGACAAUGUGGGAAUGUGGAACAUAAGGUCUGAGGACUGGGCAAGGCAGUAUUUGGGACAGCAAUUCUACCUCAGAGUUUACACUUCUACAAACUCAUGGAGGGAUGAGCUUCCAAUCCCCAAGAAUGCUCUUCUCUGCGGUCGAGCAAAAGGACGCCAUACCAGACCACUUUAGAACCACAAAAACUCGAGUUUGUCACGAUAGUGUGACCGGGGAAAUGCCAUCUAUAGCAAGAGAAAGGAAGCCAGAAAGUAUGUUAGGGGAGCUCAACUCGAGCUACAAUAUAAUUCUUUGUAAUUUCUCAUGAUGCAUUGGUGGAAGCUAUAACAAAAAAUAAUUUGUGAGCACAAUAUUUGAUUCUGGAAUAAAUAAUUCUAUUUGUCAGUUAA
Molecule: messenger RNA, 1963 nt
Organism: Ipomoea triloba (trilobed morning glory)
Lineage: Eukaryota; Viridiplantae; Streptophyta; Magnoliopsida; Solanales; Convolvulaceae
Product: L-ascorbate oxidase homolog
Exons: 8
Coding region: 111-1748 (545 amino acids)
Molecular function (GO): copper ion binding; oxidoreductase activity
Source: RefSeq, a predicted model, not a curated record